This is a messenger RNA of Aspergillus tubingensis, 654 nucleotides long. It is a transcript of the gene alg13, whose product is annotated as N-acetylglucosaminyldiphosphodolichol N-acetylglucosaminyltransferase catalytic subunit ALG13. The record is from RefSeq and is a predicted model, not a curated record. Gene Ontology annotation, cellular component: extrinsic component of endoplasmic reticulum membrane; UDP-N-acetylglucosamine transferase complex. The transcript has 5 exons. Bases 1 to 654 code for a protein of 217 amino acids. Gene Ontology annotation, molecular function: hexosyltransferase activity. Gene Ontology annotation, biological process: dolichol-linked oligosaccharide biosynthetic process. NCBI's taxonomy places the organism in Eukaryota, Fungi, Ascomycota, Eurotiomycetes, Eurotiales, Aspergillaceae.
AUGCCGUCCCCUCUCCAACCAAAUGCCACUACAAAGGUCUGCUUCGUGACUGUGGGUGCUACAGCUUCUUUUCAUCUUCUUUUACAGUCGGUACUCGCAGACCAGUGUCUGCUGGCAUUACAGAAACUAGGGUUUACCCACCUACUUGUGCAAUAUGGAAAGGACGGCCAGGCUCUUUGGGAUGAGUUCCAGAACAGAUGCCCUCCUGAUAGUGAAAGCCGACAUGGACUUGAAAUCGCCGGAUUCGACUUCAACCAGGCUGGAUUAGACGAGGAGAUGGGUUUGGCUCGGGCUGAUCCGUCUGAGGGUCGAGUCGGGGGACUAAUCAUCAGCCACGCUGGAUCGGGAAGUAUUCUUGGAGCAUUACGGCUUGGUGUGCCACUUGUUGUUGUACCGAACCCAACCCUGAAGGAUAAUCACCAGGAAGAACUGGCACAGGAACUGCAGAAGCAGGGAUAUGUUGUCGCCAGCAACUACUGGGAAAUUUCGAGCGCACUCGCUCGUGCAGAAAAGCUGCGAGCUCAGAUGCUGGCUUGGCCGCCUGUGUGUGGAAUUGAAGCCCGCCUUUGGGUCUUUAUCACUAGCACCGGUCGAAUCCACUCUGCCGGGCGCAUUGAAAGCGAUACAUCUCUGGCCGUGAGCCUUGAGCAAUGA